Siniperca chuatsi (mandarin fish) is the source of this 6955-nucleotide messenger RNA. RefSeq names its product rotatin (gene rttn). The coding region runs from base 131 to 6874 and encodes 2247 amino acids. The record is from RefSeq and is a predicted model, not a curated record. The transcript has 49 exons. Gene Ontology annotation, cellular component: centrosome; centriole; ciliary basal body. NCBI's taxonomy places the organism in Eukaryota, Metazoa, Chordata, Actinopteri, Centrarchiformes, Sinipercidae. Gene Ontology annotation, biological process: ciliary basal body organization; centriole-centriole cohesion; centriole replication.
GUUCGUUGAAAACAGACCCGACGUUGUUGACAUGACACUGGCAGACAACCACUCACUAAACUGACAAGCCUCGGUCGUUGAUGACGCUUUUUUACCUGGUUUCUACACAGGGAUACGCAAUACACUGAACAUGGAGUUAUCUCCCCUUAUAAAGAAAAUAGGGCACUCUUUGGUGGAGAUAAGAGUUCGAGCUUUGAAGAGCAUCAUAUGCAAGCUGGACCAUUCCUUGAUUUCCGUCUCUGACAUUGUCCAAGAAAAGAUGCUGUUUGUGUAUCUUCUUGAAUGGUUCAAUUUCCCCGAGGUGCCAAUGCAGGAAGAGGUCCUUGAGUUGCUCUCAACUUUAUCAAAGCAUUGUAGUGCAGCCCAGAUGCUAAGAGACGUUGGGGCGGUGGACUUCCUCACCCAACUGUCUCCUAAUGUGGAACCCAGACUGCGAGCUGUCAUCGAUGGAACCCUGGACCAGCUGUUCCAGCUACCUGAGCUAUUCCCUAGUCAUACAAUGGUCUACUCGCAUGGACAGCGUACUACAACUCCAACAGCACCUACAGUUGUUCCACCUGAAGAGCAUUUUCCUAAAAUGGGCUAUUUCCACAAGAACAUGCCAAGCCAUAGAGAUGUACCACCUCAGAAGAUAGCAGUGCAUGAGUCUGUGAGAUGUCUGAAGUUUUCUGUGUUUCCAUGGCUGACUUUGACAAACACAGACAGACACAUACUUUCAUCCAAUGAAAGUUCUCUAAGGAGCAGCAACCCCAACUUUGUGCGGACCACAUGUGAACUUCUGUGUGAUGUCAUUAUGCAAGACUUUCCUGCUGAGAUCUUCCUUCAAAGGCCCAGUAUCGUAAAGAACCUUCUGUCCCUGUUGAGGCUGGGUUCAGGUAAAGGUGAAGCAAGCUACCUCCACUUGCAGGCUCUUUCCUGCCUGCAGCAGCUUUGUGUGGGGCUAAGGAGGAGACUACGCUUUCAUCAAGAUCCAAGCUUCUAUUCUACAAAGCAAGAUCCAGUGUCCCAGAACUCAUCCUUUUCGUACUCCCAGGAGGUGCGGACCCAGCGUUCCCAGGCCUCAUCUCCGGGUGAAGAGUGCUCUCCUCGGCCCUCUGUGGUGGGACGCACAGGCCAGAGAGCCAGGGGAGAUGGCCAAGACGGAGAUGCAGCUUCCAACAGUGGUAGCUCACACAGAGGUGGAGCAGCAGUCCAGGUCCCCAGGCAAACACCCCAGUCACCUGCAGAUGUGGCCCAUUUGGCACUUCCUGACCUGGGUGUAGAGGAUGUCCUGGAGCUGCAGUUACAGCAGCUCACUUUGGCUCAGUUCACUGUUGCAACUAUGGAACAUGCCAUACCACUGCUUAAGACAGAGGGUUCGCAUGUGUUUCAUCGUGUUCUGGAGCUGCUGUGCGACGCCGUCCUCCUGCUUGGGGACAGUGUUUGUGAGCUGGUCUGGGACGAUCGCAGCCUGGUGGGGAUGGAGCUGAAGGAGAAGCUGCAAGCCUGCAUGGAACUACUGGGGGAUAUCCUGAGCUACCAUCAGACCUAUUCAGCAGACAUUCCCCACAGCUCUCAGGUUCAUCACAGAAUGGCUUACACAGGCACUGCUAUGUUCACCAUGAAACUCCUACAGACCAUCCUCCCUCCUGAGAAGGCUAGUGACAAUCUCCCAGAAAACGCAGCAACAGCUAUUUUCCACCUAUGCUUGGACACGUCAUUGGGAAGUUUAUUACCCAGCAUGCAAGAAACAGCAGUGGCCUACUUGGAGCAGGUGAACUCAGACAGCCAUGACCUCUACAGGAGGGUGGCCCGGGCUGCCCUUUGGAUGGAAUCUACUUGCAACUUCCUCAAGGAAGCACAAGCUGAGGGAGAAAAGAACUGGUUGGAGUUACUGGAGCUGGCAGACAAAACCAUAUGCGGCCUUCCGUUUCACCAGCACCUCCCCAUCAUCCGGGAAUGUGUUCACAUCUGCUCCUACCUGUGGAAGUUUGAUCAGCCCAGUCCCCUCCUCCAAACAGAGAGCCAGAAACUUCUCCUCAAACUGCUGUCCCAUCCCUUACAACCUGUCAAGACGGAAACAUAUGAAUGCACUUUAAACCUGGUCAAGGACUGCCUUGGCAUCCAGAAUGUGUCACGACAGGAACCAGGAGCCUGCGGUGGAGUCAACUUCCUUCUCCACCACAGGAUGCUCUAUGAAAUAAGCGCUUUUGGACUCCAGGAUUCUGCAGAGAAGGUGAAUGUUGCUGCCAAGGAUAUUCUGCUAUUCCUGCUCAAGGGACGAUUGAUGAUGACAGCAUCAACCUGGGACAGAUUCAAUGAGGCACUUUACCCGGUCAUGCCCAUAUUACAGGGUUAUGCCAGCACUGAAGAGUCACUGGGAAACUGUGUCCUGCUGAUAAGUGACAUGUCGGACGUGGCAAGAGACAACGUGUUUCCAAGCAUAGCCAAGCUAAAAGCAGCACUCCGACUCCUUUUCACCAAACAACCCACUGUGAAAAUAGCAGCAGUGCAACAAAUCCUGUCCCACCUAACAAACGAUGAUGAUGCUAACACAGCCAGACCACACCUGGAUCAACCAGUGAUCUCCUCACUCCCCAAUCUCUACUGCCUCAGAAACCCUUUAGACAUCACGCUGGACACCAGCAACAAGUCCAUCCUUAAGGUGGAGCCGGUGGAGAAGCUGUUUUGUAUCCUGUCCUCAGACACUAUUGACAUCUCCCUGAGAAGAUCGGCAGCAGAGCAGCUUUCUGUAGUGCUACAAAACACAACAAUGCACCCAGUGUUGAAGAAUCUUGGAAUAACAGACAAAGUCAUUUCUUUCAUUAUGGAGAGUGUAAACGGCAACAAGAGCUUAGAUUGCCUGCUGGAGCCUUGCGUAUGUAUCCUGAGGAAGCUGGUGUAUGCAGAUCCAUCUCUGAGGCACAGCCUGGCACAGCGCAACCUCCUGCUCCUCACACUGCUCAGGGCAUCCUUGAUAUUGAUGGAGAACAAAGGCAAUGGAAGUGAGAUUGCUGUCCUGAUGAGUUUAUUGCUUUUUGAUGAGAUUGCCAGCGUUGAAAUAUGGUCAGACAAAUCCAACACAGAUGUGACCCUCACACCAUUCUCCCUGCCACUGUCAGUAAUACGCAGGUACAACAUCCCAUUCCAGGCAGCGACUCAUCACGCUGUCAGCCCGUACUGCUGUGUCCUGCCCCCUUCCUCUGACCUCCUGACCCUGGCACCUGCCCGCCAAGCCCUGCAGGUGGCAUGGAACACAGCAUGGCAUUCUGGGAUAGACAACCUCCUUGAAGAGCUGCAUGGCAUCUCUACCGAUGUUACUGAAUUUCAUCCUGACUUAAAGCUGUCAGAAGCACAGGUUUUGUCGCUGCAGGCAGUGCACCUUCCGACUGUGCUGCAGGACUGCAUCCAGGCCAUCAUCACAGCAGCAGGACACAGUUCAGUGACCUCCGCCCUUUCCAGGCUCAACCUCUACUUACUGAUUGACAGACUGGCCCUCCCUCACAUACCCACCCCCAGCUGCAGAGACACCCUUCACUCUCUCAGUUGGCAGGCAGCAGUGACCAGGUUUCUCCAGGUGCAUCCAGCCUGUGUUGAGGAUGAGAAGUUGCUGGUGGGCAUUGUUGCAUUUUUGAAUGCCUACUUCAAAUACACUAAGUCUGCAUCAGACCCAGAGGACAAGGACCUGCGCUGGAUACUGGAGCUGCUUCUCAACCAGGAGACAGAGUCUCUUCUUAAUUUGCUGCUUGGUGUGGAGACCCAGACCUCAACUCAGAGCCCAGGGGAGCCGGUGGAACUGAAGAACCAUGUCAGCCAGAGACUGCAGAGAGAACUCACCAGCUUCUUUAACAUCUUACUCUUUCGACUUACACACACUGCUGACAGGCUGUGUCUGGCAUUAGCAGGCCCCUUCAAGAGCCAGCUGGCAGUCCGUUUGCUUCAGAGCCUGCGGGUGUCUGACGCCCCGCGUUUCUAUGGCCUUCCCAGCCUGGAGAGGACACUGCAGGGCAUGGUCAGCGUGACUGCCCAGCCUGGCUGGAGCUCCCACUGCCCUGACCUGGAGCCCAUCCCCCUCUGCUCCAAGUAUCUCAGUGGGCUAUUAGAGGUGAUCUCCUCAUUUUACGUAGAGUGGGGAGGCAACUCUCUGUCUUUCAUGGGGAAAGGUGUGACCAAGAAUGCUGUCAUCUGCUUGCUUCACCUGUCCCAUGAGAUGAUGGCCAAGAACAAGGACAAGGACUUCAUAUCCCUGUGGUCUUUGGGAAAUGAGGCAGCUGCUGAGGAGGCUAGUGCCUCUCAGUUUGGUUUGGCCUGGCUCAUCCCACUAUGGGUCGACCGAGAUCAAGAGGUGAGGUUUGCCAGUUUGGGUUUAGGUGCAGCUCUGUCCUCGGUGCCCAGCGGGUGCCAGGCUCUGUGUGCAAGCUGUCAGAACAUCAGCGGAGGUCUGUGGGGCACGUUGCUCAACAUCCUCCUGGAUCAGCAGGAGAGCAGCAUGGUCCGUAGAGAGGCUGCAUUUAUCCUGCAGAACUUGCUGGUGAUGCCCAUGCCAGCCAACGCAGAGGAGGCCAAGGACUCCCACUGGCAGCACCCGUGUGUCCAUGAUGAGGUGUCUGGUGUGUCUUUGGUGGGUCUUCCGGCGCUCCAGGCUCUGCUUUACCACUGUCAGUACUUCCAACACGUGGCUCUCUCUGCCUCCAAUUGUUACCGAGGCAGGUACACAUUCCACCUGCAACCUCGUGCUGACACUACCAGUGGACCAGGUCCUCAGGAGAGCAAUUCACUGGAUUCUGAGAAUUCUCUGUGGUUUUGGAGAUGCAACCCACCAGCACCCACUACCGACUCUAGCAGACCUUCCAGCUCCCUCUCCACAUCCAGCACUGUGAUAAGAGGUUCAGGGCCACACACCACUAAGGGUCCCUCUCCAUCGAACAUCACAGAACAUACCCCUGCCAGCAGACUGAUGGCUCAAGGCCAGAGUGACACAGACACCAGCGACUCAGUUAACUCCCAAGACUCCCGACAGGGCGAGCCCUCGGCCGUGGAACCCGUUGUCAUGGUAACUCCCGACCUCAUGACGGCCCACUGUGGCCUGCUGACGAACCUGCUGACCAUCCUGCCAGAUUUCACCCUCACUGCCAUCCGACACAACCAGCUCCUCCAAGCACUGGCCAGUCUGGUGGAUAUUGGGCCCAUCGAGAAAUGUCUGACUGAGCUGAAGACACCCAACGUCCUACCAGGAGAGAGAGAAGACAUCAAAGGCCAGUUUGUCACCCUACUUCAGUACCUGUCCAGCUUCUCCAAACUGCUGCAGUCAUGUGUCACGGUGAGCCAGGAGCUGAUUGGCCAGAUAGACUUCCUGAAACAGCUGUUGACUACCCUGGUGGCAGUGCUCAUGCUGGAUACCAAAGGAUUAGAUGCAGGUACCUGGGACACGGUUUGUGUGUGCUGGGCAGACGUGUUUAUGCUCCUGGCUACUCUGGUGAGGAGGGACAGCUCAGCAUCAUACCCAUCUGUCUCUGCUGCUCUGGGGAGACGCUGGCGGACAUUUGCAGGAACAUUAUCAGUAUGUGUGAAUGAGAAGCUCGCAGACCCUUUUCUUCACACAGUGGCUCUGCAGUUUCUCUGUACAAUUUUCACAGAGGAGACAAAGAGUCUGGGUGUAGAGGUCACAACCUCAAAGUCUAAACAUGCUACUGCUUUGUCUGACAUUGUGAAUAGUCCCUCAGCCAGCCAGCUGUGUGAACUGUUACUGCAGAGUUUUGAGAAGAGGACCCUUCAGGACCCUUUAAAGAAGCUGACAGCCAGAGCACUGAUGACAUUGCUAGCCUGCAGUCCCACAGCUCAAAACCAUGCAGCCAAAGCUGGUCUAAUUGACAGCUGUGUGGAGCAAAUGAAGCAAACUCACUCCCAGCUCCACCUGGAAUCAGUCCGACCCAGCAAGGCUUCUAACCGCAAAAAGGAAGAAGGCUAUUUAAAGGAAGUCAAGCUGACUGUGGAGAUCCUGCGGAGUGCUCUUUACCGCAACGAUGAAUGCAAAGUGGUGGCGACAGAUGCUCGCCUAACACUGGCACUCUAUGCUCUUUGGCCUUGGCUCCUAUUGGACGACCCCACCAUGGAGGCGGUGCUGGAGCUUCUGUGUGUCUAUACGGCCAACUGCACCACAGCAUGCAGUUCUCUUUGUGGCGGUGGCCCUGGUGUUGCACCAGGAUCUAAAGGCACCCUUAGUAACUCUCUGAUGCACUCUGUCAUGAAGCUUGCCUCAGGUGUCGCCCCAGAUAACAGCCCUAUCCAGAAGCUCGCCCUCUCUCUCUUGGCUAACCUCGCCAUGUCCCGUGACUGCAGAGGCCUCCUGCAAAAGAAUAAUUUCCUGCAAGCCUUCCUGUCAGUGCCAAUGCCCAAGGCAGGUGGUGUUAAGGCCACGUCUGCAGGUGGUGGUGGUGGUGGUGGUGGUGGGAGCCUACUGGGCCUGUGGCUGAGGCUGCUGGUCAAUCUCUCAUUCGCGGAGGACGGCCAGCAGAGUAUCCUCAGGGUGACCGGAUCCCUGGAACUGCUGGCAGACCUGGCACAGCACCGGCGCCUCGCACUGCUCACCCUUCACAACCUCUGCUUCUGUCCUGCCAACAAGCCACACGUCAUUGCCAAUGACAAAGCCAUGAAGGUAUUGCUAUGCUGUCUGGACAGUAAAGAGAUGGAAACCCGCUGUAUGGGAGCUUCUGCACUUUGGGCGUUGCUCCAUAACAAUCAGAGGGCCAAGACUACUUUGAAGUGUCCCUCUGUUCGAUUGAGAAUUGAGGAGGCAUAUACCAUCUCUAAGAAGGAUGCAGAGAACAAGCAGGAGCCUAUGAGUACCUACCUGUUGAAGUGCUUUGAAAACCUCUCCCAGCUGCUAAAUAACUGAUUGUAUGUAUAUUGUUUGUUUUGUAUGAUGUUUUAUACUUAUCAAUAUUAAUUAAUUUUGAUAUUAAAGUGGCAGAUUUUA